AUGAACACUCUAUUGACUACAAAAAAACGCACGUUUAAUAUAUGGGACUUUGGGGGUCAACACGUGUAUAAAAUGCGGUCCCAAUGGCCCAUAUAUUUCCAAAACGCUCGGGCACUAGUGCUGGUGGUGGACGGGACGGACACCGGGCGAGUGGCCGACGCCAGGCAACUGCUGUACGACGCCCUCCGGGAGUGUGGCCGACACGUCCGAGUGCUGGUGUUGACCAACAAGUGUGAUGUCAGCACUUGUAUGAGCUCUGAUGAGUUG
This is a messenger RNA of Medioppia subpectinata, 267 nucleotides long. NCBI's taxonomy places the organism in Eukaryota, Metazoa, Arthropoda, Arachnida, Sarcoptiformes, Oppiidae. The record is from the annotation of a GenBank genome assembly.